This is a messenger RNA of Pimephales promelas (fathead minnow), 1928 nucleotides long. RefSeq names its product golgin A7 family, member Ba (gene golga7ba). NCBI's taxonomy places the organism in Eukaryota, Metazoa, Chordata, Actinopteri, Cypriniformes, Leuciscidae. Gene Ontology annotation, biological process: peptidyl-L-cysteine S-palmitoylation; protein targeting to membrane. The record is from RefSeq and is a predicted model, not a curated record. Gene Ontology annotation, cellular component: palmitoyltransferase complex.
CAGCGCGUGUUGUGACGUGGCCGAGCGCACAGCUGGACAUUAAAGAGGAUAAAGGCGGCUGUCCGCGGGUCGUUAAGCCUUUCUGGCGAAAACAUAUUGGCAGAUAUCGUGUUUGAGUUUCCCAUGUCGGUGUCCGGUUCAGGAAUGAUUUCAGCACCGCGGACAGCGACGGACCGAACAAAACUCCCGUACUGUCACGAGUCUUUUCAUAACCUUCAGGAGUUGAGACACAGCGCAUCUCUAGCCAACAAGGUCUUCAUUCAGAGGGACUACACUGAUGGCACCAUCUGCAAGUUCCAGACCAAGUUCCCCUCCGAGUUAGACAGCAGGAUUGAGAGGACGCUGUUUGAGGACACGGUGAAGACGCUGAAUAAUUACUAUGCCGAGGCGGAGAAGAUCGGGGGCCAGUCGUACCUCGAGGGCUGUCUGGCCUGCCUCACGGUUUACCUCAUAUUCCUCUGCAUCGAGACACGCUACGAGAAGGUGCUGAAGAAGAUCUCGCGCUACAUUCAGGAGCAGAAUGAGAAGAUCUACGCUCCAAGAGGUCUCCUCAUCACAGACCCUUUAGAGAGAGGCAUGCGGGUCAUUGAGAUCAGUGUGUAUGAGGACCGUGGUUCCAGUGGCUCAAGCUCAGGAAGCAGCACAACCAGCAGCAGCGGACGAUGAUUCACGCACACACACUGUAACAUUCACCCGUCCACACGCCUUCAUACUGACGCCCGCUGAACAGACACGCUGACCGUUCAGCAUCGCCAAACAGAAACACACCUGACAUGAACUGCCUCCACAACACACAUCCGCUGUGAGCAGCGUCAUUACCUCAGUCAUCUGGAUAGAUGUGACCCUUCACAAACCUGCAGUCGUUGCACAUCCCGACUCACUAGCUAUGGAAGCUUGUUUCCACCACAAAAUGAAAAAGCUAAUCAUGACUUUUUAUUUCACAAUUCUGACUGUUUUUCUCUUGCAAUUCUGAGGAAAAAAUAGUCAGAAAUGUGAGGUUUAAAGCAAGAUUUGUGAGGUAAAACUCAAAAAGUCUGAGAAAAAGUCAGAUUUGUCAGAUGUAAACUCAGAAUUCGAAGAAAAAAAGUCAGAAUUCCGAGAUGUAAAUUCAGAAUUCCAAGAAAAAAAGUCAGAAUUCCGAGAUGUAAAUUUAGAAUUCCAGCAUAAAAAGUCAGAAUUCUGAGAUGUAAAUUUAGAAUUCGAAGAAAAAAAGUCAGAAUUCCGAGAUGUCAAUUUAGAAUUCCAGCAUAAAAAGUCAGAAUUCCGAGAUGUAAAUUCAGAAUUCCAAGAAAAAAAGUCAGAAUUCCGAGAUGUAAAUUUAGAAUUCCAACAUAAAAAGUCAGAAUUCUGAGAUGUAAAUUUAGAAUUCGAAGAAAAAAAGUCAGAAUUCCGAGAUGUAAAUUCAGAAUUCCAAGAAAAAAAAGUCAGAAUUCUGAGAUGUAAAUUUAGAAUUCCAGCAUAAAAAGUCAGAAUUCUGAGAGGUACAUUUAGAAUUGCAAGAAAAAAAGUCAGAAUUCUGAGAUGUAAAUUUAGAAUUCCAAGAAAAAAAGUCAGAAUUCCGAGAUGUAAAUUUAGAAUUCCAGCAUAAAAAGUCAGAAUUCCGAGAUGUAAAUUCAGAAUUCCAAGAAAAAAAGUCAGAAUUCUGAGAGGUACAUUUAGAAUUGCAAGAAAAAAAGUCAGAAUUCUGAGAUGUAAAUUUAGAAUUCCAAGAAACAAUGUCAGAAUUCCGAGAUGUACAUUUAGAAUUCCAGCAUACAAAGUCAGAAUUCCGAGAUGUAAAUUCAGAAUUCCAAGAAAAAAAGUCAGAAUUCCGAGAUGUAAAUUUAGAAUUCCAGCAUAAAAAGUCAGAAUUCUGAGAGGUAAAUUUAGAAUUCCAACAUAAAAAGUCAGAAUUCCGAGAUGUAAAUUCAGAAUUCCAAGAAAAAAAG